GGACCAUGGUGACUGCACAAUUGCGCCUCGACAAAGCACAGCAAACAUGGAGUCGAUUUCGCGUAUCUCGGGCAUGCUGGAGACAGCACGCGACCUCACACUCGAGGCGGCUCGAGAUGCAGGAGCCGGACGGAGGUCGAUCAAGCAGAUGCCUCCAGCACAAAUAAAGAAGUUGCUGGACAGCAGGAACGAACGAGAGGUGCUCGAGGGCUUGCGUCGCGUCAUCGAGAUGCAAUACACGGCUCCCCUGUCGCAAACACUUCCCUUCUUCCCCUCGGUCCUCAAGACUCUGUCCCAUCCGACUUCGUCGACACGCCCGCUCGUCUACUCGUACCUUCUUCACCAUGCCGAGGCCGACCCGGAUACCGCUUUGUUGUCAAUCAACACCAUUCAAAAGUCGCUGUCCGACACGAGUCCCAGAGUCCGCGCCAUGGCUCUAAAGACCAUGGCUGGUGUUCGUAUCCCGCUCAUCAGCCAGAUUGUCUCGCUCGCCAUCAAGAAGGGGACAGCCGACAUGAGUCCCAUUGUUCGCAAGGCCGCCGCUUUCGCAUGCGUCAAGUGUGUCAAGCUGGAUCCCUCGACUCUUCCUCAGCUCACCGACUACCUCGAUACCCUCCUCGGCGACAAACAGUACUUUGUGGCUGGUGCCGCAGUUGCUGCUUUCACUCAGAUCUGUCCGGAGCGUCUGGACUUGAUACACCCCCACUACCGAAGCCUGGUCAAGAAGCUGGUCGACAUGGACGAAUGGGGGCAGGUCUCUACCUUGCACUUGAUGACUGUAUAUGCAAGAAGCUGCUUCCCAAGAAGGACCCGUCGUGUCCGCAAAGCAAACACCCAAGCCGAAAAGCAAAAGGGCUUCUACGACGAUGACGAUGCUGACGAACAAGAGAUCGAGUACGAGGACCUGGAAGUGCUGGACCCCGAUCUCGAUCUGCUUCUCACCGCUGCCUUACCACUCUUACAAUCUCGUACCUCGGCCGUCGUCGUUGCAGUGACAAGAGCCUAUCUUUAUCUUGCUCCCAAUCACUACUUGCACCACGCAAUUGGACCCCUGACGGCGCUUCUUCGCGGCCCUCCCGACAUCAACCAGAUUGGCCUCCACAAUAUCGUUCAGAUCUGUCUUCUCUACCCGCAGCACUUUGUACCUCACUUCAGACACUUCCUCCUCCGAUCUGGCGAAGGCGAGCAGACGUGGCGCCUCAAGCUCGAAGUUCUAACUCUUGUUUUCCCUCACUGCGCCACUGAUGUGCAAGGUCUCAUCCUCACCGAACUGGAGCACUUCUCUCAAGGACACGACCCUGCUCUCGUUCGUGAGUCGGUACGAGCCAUCGGUCGUUGUGCCCACAACUCGGACGCCACUACUGGCUCGCGCUGUUUGCGCCUACUACUCCGUCAGGUCCACAGCCCUGAUCAACAUCUCGUGGCCGAGGCUUUAGAAGUUAUCCGUCACAUGAUUCAGCGCGAUCCGCUCUCGCAUACUAAAACUGUUAUUCGUUUAGCCAAGAACCUUGACACAUUGACCAGCCCGGCUGCACGAGCAAGUAUCGUGUGGUUAGUUGGCGAGUUUGCCGGUUAUUCUCCCGAUCAGAGCAUCGCACCGGACGUCUUGCGCAUUCUUGUACGUGGAUAUCCUGACGAGCACGAUCUUGUCAGACAGCAGAUUGUGCUCCUGGCGGCGAAGGUAUACCUGCAUUGGUUGAACGCCGAAAAUGCAAACAAGAAGAAGGAUGGCCCGCCUGCCCUGGAACGUCAAUCCAGCUCAACCAUUCUCGCCCCUGAUGAGGAAGAAGACGGCGCAGGCUUCAGAGACGAAUCGUACAACGACGAGAAGACAUCAAAUCUCGACUCAAAAGAAGACAAGUCACAUCCGAUAUCGCUGUUGUAUCACCACACCCUCCUUCUCGCUCGAUACACGCCAUCCUACGACCUCCGCGAUCGCGCUCGCAUGUUCCGUGCUCUACUCGCCGUACCUUCAAGCACCGAACUAGCAUCUCUCCUCCUCCUUGCACCAAAACCCGUCCCUCAAGCCCCCAGCCCCAGCGAAAGUCGCAAGAACUACGUCCUCGGCAGUGCAAGUCUAGUCAUCGGAGAAGAAAGUGGUGUCAAUGGGCUCAAUGGCUACACAUCUCUCCCUGACUGGGUUAAAGAAGGAGAAGAACCAGAUGCCAAGCUCAGAAACGAUGAGGUAGAAGCUAGAACUGAAUACAGAUCUGGUGGGUCGAGUGUACCUGCAGGGAGAAUGUUGGAUGAUGCCCUCAAAGGCUCUGCGCCUGUUGUUUACAAGUCAAAGUCAAAGUCAGGGGCUCCGGCAAAGGAAAAGACAUUGGAUGAUUGGUUGGAUGAGGAGGAGGAUGAUUCUGAGGAAGACACUGAAGACUCCGAGGAAGACUCCGAGGAAGAAACGGAUGAAGAAGAGGAAGAAACAGAUGAGGAGGACGACGAUGACGACGAGCAGAGUUCAUCAGAAGAAGAGGAAAGUGAUAGUGAUGAUGGAAACGAGCAAAGAAGGCUUGUUGGAUAAGACGCGAGCGAAGCAUAAAGAAAAGAUACCCCACUCGUAAAUAUAUGCAUGAAAUAUUUGGCCAUUGGCCUUUUUUGCCACAUCACUACAGUCG
This is a messenger RNA of Aureobasidium subglaciale EXF-2481, 2615 nucleotides long. RefSeq lists its product as uncharacterized. Gene Ontology annotation, cellular component: AP-3 adaptor complex; membrane coat. The transcript is spliced from 3 exons. Lineage: Eukaryota; Fungi; Ascomycota; Dothideomycetes; Dothideales; Saccotheciaceae. The record is from RefSeq and is a predicted model, not a curated record. Gene Ontology annotation, biological process: intracellular protein transport; vesicle-mediated transport. The coding region runs from base 47 to 2521 and encodes 824 amino acids.